GCACCUCUCACCCUUUCCCACACCCAAAUCCCUCAUUCCCAUCCCAGAACCAGCACCUUCUGUCUCAACACCAGGAGCGUGAGUGAGGCCUGGAGACAGCAAAUGAUGGAGAGGAGGGGAACAGAGAGGGUAGGGCCUCAAGGAAGGGAUCAGAUCUUGGGGAACGGAUGGGGUAGAUAUUGGCUUGCCCUGACAUUUAAAAAGUGAUCUUGGGUAUAAAAAGGUUGGAGACCACUGCUCUAGUACAACACUGAACCACCUCUGAAUUCCACAGAUGACAGGCAUUUACACAUUUGUGAUGAAUGGGGAAAGGAGGAGAAACAAAAUUAUCACUCACCGUAUUGUGACACAGAUUGAAUCAGUUUUUCUGAAAUGUUUAAAAAAAAAUCAGUCUGAGGCUGAUCUGGGCAUUGAGACAUUUCUGUCCAACCACCUGAAAUUUGCUAAAAUUUUAAGUAACUGAAAAAGUCUCUUAAUGAAAAGUGCUUGGCCACAUUCACCUUCAUUGUUGCUCAAAGCUCUACUGGUAAAGAAACGAAAAGAGCACAGGUCCAUUCUUUUAAAAGCAGUGCCCACUCUUCAGUGCUUCUAACACAGAAAGAAAAAAAAGUUUGUUUGAACCCAAACAUUGCAGCCCGCUGCUAUUGUGUAAACUAGAAAAUGAAACUCUAAUUGCUUUGUUUGCUUUUUCCUUUCGCACGCUACAAAAAGCACCCAUGGUAAAAAAGAAAUUGGGCUAAAAUAGUUGUAAUAACCUGCUUCCUCAUUUAACACCACUAGAUUGUAACUUGAUAAACUAGGAGAGAGAGAGAAAUACACAGCAUAGGGACAGGAUGAUCUUUGCCUUGGGUCCCUUAGCUUAGCAGCUUAGUGGGUAAGAGAUGGGGGGAGAUGUCAUGUGACCACUAGCUUUUUUUUUUUUGGUCCUGAUCCCUAUGGCUAGAAUAAUACGUUGCUGGGACCAAUCACAGGGCAGCCUUCUGUUGUGCCAGCUUUAUAAAUGGUGGCAGCUACCACUCCCCAGCUUCACACGCAAGACGAGAGGCGAUUGUAUCACUGCUGGAACAGCUCCUCCCCUCCCUGCUGCUCCUGCAUGUGUGAUUGAGUGAGAGACACUGCCUAUUGCUACACCCGUUUCCCACACUCAGAGCAUGGCAUAGACUCUCUGCAUCGAAGGGGGAAUGGAGUUUUAAUGCACAGAUCAAAUCAGGGUCUGUGUGUUCAGGGUGGGUUUAAAGUGCUAUGUGAGUUCAAAGUUCACAGUUCAGUUACCCACCCCUCCCCAAAAAAAGUGCAGUAGUUUUUGAAAUGCAAGAUGGCGACGAGGCAGUAGGAGGAGGAGGUACAGACACAGGCUGAGUAGGAGAGAGGCAGAGAGCUGCACUUCACGAUUAGGAUGCACAGAAAUAGAGAUCCAAAGCAGUGUCAAUAAACCACAUACUUUGAAAAGAGGUUCUGUGCUUCUGAAAGGGAUCAGAACACCUGCAAGUAGUGAAUACUAACUGUUGGUUUCUCAACUUUGAAUCACCUGUUUAUUGAACUGAAUUACUUGAAUAAACUAAAAUGAAGAAAAUAGUCAUGCUGAACCAGCAGAAGAGGAUACUCUUGUCAAAAGCUGAUUUAGCACUUCACACACCUGUCUUAAGUGCUUAGCCAGUGACUUCCAGCAGUGCAGUGGUUUGGCUUUAAAAUUUCAGCAGCAAACAGGUGGUGGAAAUGGACCUUAAGAAAUUGUGACUCAACAUUUUAUCCUUCAACUACAAAGUUGUUGUUUUUUUAACCUGUUUGCACUACAAAAAAAGCUGCUAAUGGGAUAAAUGUUGAGACAUUUCAAGAUUUGACUUGAAGAACCAAAAGCCAUUAUUAAAAAUCAAGAAGAGCUUGAACUUACAUCACGAUCAUUCAGUCAAUAUUUCCUCAAAACACCACAAUGGCAAGUAAACGAAAAUCCACUACCCCAUGCAUGGUCCUAGCAAGUGAGCAGGAUCCUGACUUGGAAAUGAUAUCAGACUUGGAUGAAGGACCUCCUUUACUUACACCAGCAGAGAAUGCUACAGUGGAGAGUAUAUCAAGUGAUGAAGACAUUCAAGAAUAUAUGGAUUCAGACAAUCAGCAAAAUAAAAAAGUCGAAGGUGGCUAUGAAUGUAAAUACUGUACAUUUCAGACGCCUGAUUUAAAUAUGUUCACUUUUCAUGUGGAUUCAGAACACCCUAACGUAGUACUAAAUUCAUCCUAUGUUUGUGUGGAAUGCAAUUUUCUUACCAAAAGGUAUGAUGCUCUUUCAGAGCACAAUCUGAAGUACCACCCCGGAGAAGAGAAUUUUAAACUUACCAUGGUGAAACGGAAUAAUCAGACAAUCUUUGAGCAAACGGUGAAUGAUCUCACUUUCGAUGGGAGUUUUGUGAAAGAGGAGAAUGCUGAGCUAUCCAACAUCUCAGAGAUCCCCUCCUCAGGAAUCUCAAUUAGCAAAACUCCUAUUAUGAAAAUGAUGAAAAACAAAACUGAGGCAAAACGAAUUGCUGUUUUCCACAAUGUAGCUGAAGACAUUCCUAGUGAAGAAAAGGAAUCUGAACAUGAGCCAGACUGCGAAGAAGUUGUCGAAAACCCACAAUCAGCAGUUUCUGAGGCCAGAAUGAACAAUCCAGCUGCUUGCAGUACAGCUGAUACAACUAACACAGUAAUAACUCCAGCGCCAGUGAUUCAACCUGGGGUGGCACAGGUAAUAACUGCUGUCACGGCUCCACAGAACUCGAACUUGAUUCCAAAAGUCUUAAUACCUGUAAACAGCAUUCCAACCUACAACACUGCUUUGGAUAACAACCCUCUUCUGCUCAACACCUAUAACAAAUUUCCCUAUCCAACCCUGUCAGAAAUCACAGUUCUCUCUGCUCAAGCUAAAUAUACUGAGGAACAGAUUAAAAUAUGGUUUUCUGCCCAACGUCUGAAACAUGGAGUGAGCUGGACGCCAGAAGAAGUGGAAGAAGCUAGGAGGAAGCAGUUUAAUGGCACUGUGCAUACUGUGCCACAGACAAUUACGGUUAUUCCAGCACACAUUUCAGCAGCUAGCAACGGUUUGCCAUCUAUCUUGCAGACAUGCCAAAUAGUUGGUCAGCCAGGUCUUGUCCUCACUCAAGUCGCAGGCACAAACACAUUACCAGUCACAGCCCCUAUAGCUUUGACAGUAGCAGGGGUCCCAAAUCAAACACAGUUACAGAAGAGCCAGAUCCAUACCGCCCAACCUGUUGCAGAAACAAAGCAAGUCGCUGCCAUUCCAGCCCCUCAGCUUAUCAAACACGAAACCACGUUAGUAAAUCCGGAUUCAUUUGGCCUCCGUUCCAAGAAGACGAAAGAACAACUGGCAGAAUUAAAAGUCAGCUACCUUAAAAAUCAGUUCCCGCAUGAUUCGGAGAUUAGUAGGCUUAUGAAAAUAACAAGUCUGACCAAAGGAGAAAUCAAAAAGUGGUUCAGUGAUACACGAUACAACCAGCGAAACUCAAAAAAUAAUCAUGGCAUUCAUCUCAACGAUUCUUCCACCACAAUUAUUAUUGAUUCAAGUGAUGAAACGAAUGAGUCCCCAACAUUAGUCACACCGCAGCAUAAGCAGUCAUGGAAUGCUUUCCCUGAUUUCACCCCACAGAAAUUCAAAGAAAAGACCGCUGAGCAGUUGCACAAUCUCCAAGCGAGUUUUCUCAACAACCCAGUCCUGACAGAUGAAGAGUUGAAUAGGUUAAGGGCACAAACUAAACUGACCAGGAGAGAGAUCAAUGCCUGGUUUACAGAGAGAAAGAAAACCGAUGCUUUAAAGGAAGAAGAAGCUGAGGUAAAAGAGAGCAAUGAAAGCAGUUCAAAAGAUGAGGCUGGAGAAAACUCUCAGGGAGAGGGAUCUGUUGGGGUAAAGUCAGGGGGUUCUACGAGCAAGAUGGGUAAAAAGUCACCAGAGCAGUUACACAUGCUUAAAAGUUCAUUUGUCCGCACUCAGUGGCCAACCCCACAAGAAUACGACAAGCUGGCAGAAGAAACUGGACUUCCGAGAUCGGACAUUGUUAGCUGGUUUGGGGAUACUCGCUAUGCCUGGAAAAAUGGUGGUUUGAAAUGGUACUAUUACUACCAGAGUGCCAGUGGGAAUUGUAUGAAUGGUCAAGGCUUUGUCAGAAGGAGGGGGAGAGGAAGACCAAAAGGGAGGGGAAGAGGAAGGCCUCGUGGUCGGCCUCGGGGAAGCAAAAGGAUAAACAACUGGGACAGAGGACCGUCCGUCAUCAAAUUCAAAACUGGAACAGCAAUCCUAAAGGAUUAUUAUAUGAAGCAUAAAUUUCUCAAUGAACAAGACCUUGAUGAACUUGUAGCCAAAUCUCAUAUGGGAUAUGAGCAGGUCAGAGAGUGGUUUGCAGAAAGGCAGAGAAGAUCAGAACUAGGCAUAGAGCUGUUUGAGGAGAAUGAGGAUGAAGAAGAAAUGCUGGAAGAUCAGGAAGAGGAGGAAGAAACAGAUGAUAGUGACACUUGGGAACCCCCCCGACAUGUUAAGCGUAAACUCUCGAAAUCAGAUUGACAUGUAAGUUUUGGGCUUGGGGCAAAACAGCCCAUAGAUUAUAUCUCAACAUUUUUGGGAUGAGCCAAAUAGUUUUUAAUGCCUAGUAUGUUCCCUCUACCUGAAAGAGUGGACAAGAUGUAUUUGUGCAGCCACCAAAAAUUUGCUUCCUGGCUAGCAGAGAUGGACAUGUUCAGUGCUAGCCCAGGGCAUAUUCUACUCCUCCUCCACUGCUGAGGGCUCAUCAUUUAAGUGACAUUUUAUACAUAUUUAAUUGCCUUGUGUUUAAUUCCAAAAAACACAGUUGCAUUUUUCAUUGUUGUAGAAGAACAUUACCCGCUCUUGGAGGAGGAAAAUACAAAAACCUAAAACGUCUGUUUGCAAACCUCACUUCACCUCUAAGGCUCAGAGCUUGGGGUAUAUGUUUUUUAAAGGAAAAAAUUCAAAAACAAAAAAAAAGGGGGAACAGUGUGACAAAAGAAUCACAGGGGUGAGGAUUACAUGGUUUUAGAAACUAGGUGAAAUAAGUGUCAUAUUUUUCCAAGUGUUUCAAGUUUACAGAACUUGUGCUGAAAAUAUCUUUAUCGUGAGUCAGUUUCAAUUUAGAACUAUAAGAUGUUUUCAUUUAACAUAAUCAGUAUAUCCAGAAAUCCAUUCUACAUCCAUUUAAUUUAAAUUCAUGGUAGAUCUGAUGCGAUCCAUAUCAGCAUUCAUUUUGUGCUUACACAUUUGCUCUUAUGUUGGAAAAUGGUAACAUAAAAGUCCUUGAAAUCAAAUGCUAUAUUCUGAAAAAAGUAAAUGUGAAGACAAGUUAGGAAAGUUGCUUUUAAAACUGUUCAGAAUCACCUGCUUGAUUUGGACACAAAGACCUGAAAAGACAAGGCAGAGAUUAAAAGCAUCUGCAAAUUUACGGAAUACUAGGAAAAACCCUUUAUUUUUUUAAAGUAGCUGUAUCAGAGCCCCAGUGUUUAAUUCCUAUUGAAAAUUAAAACAUGACUACUAUUGCUUCUUAGUCUUUGGGGGUAACAAAUGAUAUGUAUACACAUCUCAUUUUUCAUCUCUAAUGGCAACCCAGCUGAACAAUUUGCAUGCAAUAUUAACCAAACUUCAUCCGGAAGGAUUCAGCCCAUCAGUGUGAUAAUCACUUCUAUGAAUGUGUAGGGCAAUAAAACUACAUGGUCAAGUAUUCUGGUUUAAAUUCAAAAUUUGAUCUACCUGGACUGAACUCAGGAAGUGUUUGAAUCUGACAGGGAAUGUCUUCUGAAUCUUAAAUAUUAAUUUCUCUAAAAAUCAACUAGUUGGUUCCCUCCCCCAAAAAACCCAAACAAACCCCUCAACAGUGCUUGAACGGCCUGCUUUAAAACAAUGGGCUAAAUUCACUAAACACCACUCAAGAAGGUGCCUCAGUAAGGAUAGGCAGGCAGUCAGUGUUUCUCUUAGAAGAAGCAAUAACUUAAAAUUCCACUGGGUCUUCCACCAUGGAGAGGAGAUGCUGAAACAACAUUCCUGGCCUGCUGGCCAAUACUGUCAACUUUUGGGUGAUAUUAGUCCCCUACAAAAACAUCCUAUCAUCACACACAUCUUUCCCUUUGUGCCUUCUCUCCAGUGGGCACCGUGUUUUUAAGGAUCUGUAGAGAGGGCAGCUUGUAAACCUCAGACACAUCUAUCCCAGUAUUUCUGCACCUUCAGGAACCCAGUUCAUAACUCCUGGGGCUGUCUCCUUCCUCACAGAGAUAAAUAGUGACAAAAUAUCAAUCACAUGUGCUCUGACCAUGAGCUUCUGAAGCUGUGGAGACCAUAGUAGCAGUAGCUCUUACAAAGCAUGCUCUCUCUGUUUCUCUGAUUAUUGUUGACACCCAGAUCAAACAAAAAAGGACAAAAUAUUUUUUGUCUGAGGUGAAAAACCUGUCAUUGACUAUUUUUGUUUAACUUGUGCUCCCUCUCCAGAUGUAUCUGCAGCCACCUGAGCUUUCAGGAGGAUGUUCUAUCUGAAAUUUCAAAGCGUGUUACUAAGUGUGUUUUCCUUGACUGAUCAAUAUUGCGGAUACAUUUUCAGGCAGUGCGUUUUAACAUAUGUUGCAGGAUUAAAUUUUGGAAGCAUCAGGUGGCUUAAGGAACCAGAACAGAGCUCCAAAAGUCCAGCAAUGUGAUUGAUCUUUUGUUGGUGCCUGUCAUUAUGAGGGUGAACUAUAACCUUUUUAACCUGAACUGGAGUACUGAGAAAUGUAAUUAAGUUAAAACUUUGUGGGGAGUACACGAAUGUUUCCAAUGGAGUCCAUGACUCUGCAUAUAUGCUGUUUAACAGAUCUGUAUCUGGCCUAUUCUUUUUGGGCUUCAACAUCUAAAAGUGUCUUGGUGAUUAACAAAUACUCUUGUUAGGUUGUUGCUGAUAUAGAUGAGGCUGUUAAAGCUAGAAAAAUAAUAUUUCAUUAAAGUCACAUUAAUAUCAAUCUCUAUUGCAAAUGCAGGGUCAAAAAUUAGCCUUUUCCCAAAGGGAAGCAACAAAACCAGUAUGGAGAGAGACACUAUUUUUAAGCUUCCAAGAAUAUUAAUAUAAAUCCUGGAAUUCUUUGGCACUGUCUUACUAAUAUGCGAAAUUUGGACUUUCCUUAAUAUUUAGGAGCGUCCUGAAGUUUAGCUUUUACUUUUAGCAUUGUUAAAAUAAACUUUCCUGUUUUUCUUAA
This is a messenger RNA of Pelodiscus sinensis (Chinese soft-shelled turtle), 7209 nucleotides long. The record is from RefSeq and is a predicted model, not a curated record. Lineage: Eukaryota; Metazoa; Chordata; Testudines; Trionychidae.